CAUUGCGCUUCUUCUCCUCAGAUUGAAGCCCUCAUGCAGCCACCUAUUUCGGAUUAUUAUUUUAGUCACAAACAUCAUGUAAAAGAAAAUGAGACAAAGAGAAAAUAAACUGGAUCUUCAUUUCAAUCAAUUGUCAACAUUUGAAGAUCUGGAUGUUGAUGAAAAUAUGUCUUUCACCAAUAUAGCAUACGGCUGGAUCCAAUAAGAAUUUUAACUCGUCAGAAACGUGUGCGACGGGGGGACCAGAGAGGAGGACUCGGAACUUCAUACGGAGUCUUUUUUUUAAAAAUGGGGCUGUUACGGUUGUUGUACAAGGUGAUGGUAAUCUCUCUUGUUCUUAUGUUCAGUUUGGCGUUGAUCUCUGAGUUUGUGGGAGCUCAGAAUGACACGGAGCCUGUAGUCCUGGAGGGCAAAUGUCUUGUGGUUUGCGACUCUAAUCCGACUACGGAUUGGAAGGGCUCGUCCUCUCCUCUUGGUAUUUCGGUACGUGCUGCAAACUCCAAAGUCGCUUUUUCUGCGGUCCGGAGCAACAAUCACGAACCGUCGGAGAUGAGCAAUAAAACAAGAAUCAUAUACUUCGACCAGGUUCUUGUGAAUAUAGGCAACUAUUUCACAUUGGAGUCAGUGUUUUUGUCACCCAGAAAAGGGAUCUACAGUUUUAAUUUUCACGUUAUAAAAGUGUACCAGAGCCAGACUAUACAGGUGAACUUAAUGUUGAAUGGGAAACCUGUCAUCUCAGCUUUUGCGGGUGACAAAGACGUAACUCGAGAGGCAGCCACCAAUGGAGUUCUGCUCUUUUUGGAUAAAGAGGACAAGGUCUACCUUAAACUGGAGAAGGGGAAUCUAGUUGGCGGAUGGCAAUACUCUACGUUCUCUGGUUUCCUUGUUUUCUCUCUGUAAAAAGAUAGAAAACCUCACCAUUCAAAUGACUUUAUCAACAAUGUGUUGUUACUCUAUAAUUAAAACAUUUCUACAUCAGUUGGAUCUAGCUAAAGGAUGGAUGAUAUUAUGUUCCGUGGUCAAGGAUUGCUACAGAGAGAAGAAAAGCGACAUUGGAAAGAGUUGAUGUUUGAUAGGAAUGGGAAUCCCUCUACAAAUGCAAUACUGCUCCAGAAAAUGCCAUAGUACAGCUCAUUGCUAUGCUCAUGUUACUUGACAACUUCAACAGACGAUCAACACUUCACAACAAUUCUUCCCUCACAAACUUAACAGUUUAGCAUCUUUUAAAAAGUUUACAUGACAGGCCUUUCUAAGUCACCAUGUCUCUUUUUAGGAUGUCUUUCCUAUAGGGGACAUGGAUUUGAUUUCUUGGCAAGUGUGGCAUGUGUGAUAUUACAAUGCCGAAUUCAGAGCAAAGUCUAUCUUCCAACUAUAAAAUGACCCCCUUCUUGCGUGUACAGUCACACACGCUCUCUGUAGAAGUGAUAACUAGUGUCACACUUGUCUUCAUUUGGAGGGUGUCAUUCUAACACCAGGAUUAACUUGUGAUAUGAGUCUGACAAUGCAGGUGUUGAAUUAAUAAUUGAAUGCACCUUUAAAUAAGACCAGGUAGAUUUUAAUCAGAUAAAUUGAACAGUCAAGGAUAAAACGCUCUGGGAAUGUAGACAUAACCAGAAAGUUAGAAAAUGUUUGAGUACACCAGACAAAUCCUGUCUCGUCUGAUGAAACAAAACGUUUGUGAUUGCAUAGGACUGCAUCAGAGAAGCAGGUCAUUGCAAAGAUCCACAGCACAGGUUUAUUUUGUCUGGCCAUUCUCAUAACAAGAAGAGAUCUGGCUAUUAAACAACUUUAUGUCUAAACAGAUGUUGUAGAUGCAAUAUUGUCAUUGAACUGAAAAGUAGUGGAGGCAUGCUCAAGAUUUGGACACUGCAGUAGGUCUGGCCUUUUGACGUCACCAUUGACCUCCCUGUCAAGUGUUGGUUAGCCUCAGUGGAGGCAUAUGUGAUACUUUGUUGAAGAGAUCACAAUUGUAUACUAUAUGUUAACAUUUGAUUUUAUGCACAAUCAUUUCUUUAUUAAUUUAAUAUUUACGCAUUGAUUUAUUCAUAAUAGUUUGUUUGAUUUAAAUGCUUAUUUGAAUUAACCGAUUUGGCAUUUACAGCCAAUGAUUUCAAUUUGCUAUGUCGUCAAUGGCUGCCACAUGGCCUGUAGCAUCUGCAACCCAUGUGAAAUUCCUUCUUUCCAUUUGUUUACAGUGCAUUUUUGCAAUAUUCAUUUUUUUUUUUUUUUACAAUAUCUUAAAUAAUUGGGAGAUUUGAAAGAUAAUUAUUCGAUCCAAUCUAUCAACAGAUGAAAUGUAAAGAAAAGGUGUGUGAAAUGUGAAUAAUGUAGAUAGUUCCAUAAGACUAGACAUUUUCCACACAAACUUAAUCUCACCCACCUUCUCUAACUUCCUGAGAUACACGUGGGGAAAGUGUCCUGUUGGCCAUCUUGCAUUGAUAGAGUAGCUGUUGUGUUCACUCUUCAACUUAUGUAAUUGUAUGGUCAACAAAAACCUUUCCUGAGUAAAUAUAAUGGCACUACACUAUUUAUUGAUUUAUAUUAUCUAAACUCGGAAUGGUUUGAUUUUCUCAUAACAUAUUCCUGAGUUGACAAUUGCUUUCUGUGCAUAUACUGUAACUAUCAUGGUUGUGAGAAUAUAUGUUUUGUCUGUGAAUGUUAUGCCUAUGUGGAUCUCAAAAGUGUGUCAUUAGAAAAAUGAAUGGUUUGCAUAUUUCAGAAUUCCUCGGCUGGCAACUCAAGUCACUUUAAUGUUGGUGCGUAUACUGUAGGCCUACUGUGCGAUCGUUUUAGGCACAGCUCUCAAAUUAACAUGCUUUACUACUGGAUUCCUUUCUUUCAAGACAUGAAUGAUGUCUCCAACUCCCACCAAGAAACCACACCUUGGAGGGUAGCUAUACAGUAAAAGUGUAUUACAUUAACCAGAUAUGCGACAUCUCAUUUGUGAAAUAAAAAUGUUAUAAUGGACUGAAUACUUUAACUUGGCCUCAUUAUGGACGCUGGAGAAGAAUACAACUCAGUAUUGUAUUUCAAAUGAAUGAAUGCACAGAAUGAUAUAUAUAUAUAUCAUUCUAAAUAUAUAUAUAUAUAUAUGUUUAUAUAUAUGUUUACAAUUGUCUGUUGUGGGUUCUAUAAUGUGAUAAGUAUUGAGUGACUCAAAUGAAGUAUGACUGAUUUUAAUUGAAAGUAUUCUUGAUUUGCAAUAUAUGAUCUAUCCCUUACAAUUGAGAAUCUAACUCCCCUUCACUUGAUUGAGAGACAAUUUACCCCAACAAUUUAUACUUAUGUCAACGGAUGGGCACGAAACCUAAACUAGCAAAAGAAAUGAUAUUCUGUAAUAGCAGCCUGGUUAUUAGGCAUGCAUCAAUCCAAUAUGAUGCUUUUUUUCAACAAAGAUCUUCCAUUUCCCGAUGGUAGAUGCACUGUGGUUGUAUGAACAACCCCGAAUAGGUUUUGUUCAUGGAUACAAGAAGAAUUCAACAUACCACAUGAAGCUAUGUAAUCAAUGUAACAAACCAUUGGUACAGAUAUUGUGUUCAAAAACAUGGAUGGAUUAUUGUUGAGAUUUCCAAGAGCCUUAUCAUGCAGGCAUAUUGUAUUACUUUCAAAUUAAAUCUGUGUUGAAUUGUG
Messenger RNA from Oncorhynchus nerka (sockeye salmon), 3630 nucleotides. RefSeq names its product cerebellin-4-like. Bases 289 to 900 code for a protein of 203 amino acids. The transcript has 3 exons. The record is from RefSeq and is a predicted model, not a curated record. Gene Ontology annotation, molecular function: protein binding. NCBI's taxonomy places the organism in Eukaryota, Metazoa, Chordata, Actinopteri, Salmoniformes, Salmonidae. Gene Ontology annotation, cellular component: synapse.